AUGGGUCGACAGACAAUUCGCUCCUCCCACGCAAAUGAUCCACGCCGUCAACCCACUAUAAAGACGCUGAUCCCCUAUGCGGAGCUCAUUCGCCUCCACCGCCUGGGUGGGAAUCUCAACAUCUUUUUUCCCUGCUUCUACGGCUACAUCAUCACUGUUCUGACUACGCACCCUUUGCCGAGUCCUCCUAAGGUCUUCGGAUUUCGCCUGCCUCUGAUGGUUGCAUCAGCAUUCCUACUCCGAUCAAUGGGAUGUGCAUGGAACGAUAUUAUGGAUGCCAGCGCUGAUCGUCAGGUGGAACGUACUCGAUCCCGUCCCAUGGCUCGCCGAGCGAUCAGUGUGCCGAUGGCCUGCUUUUUCACAGCAGGUCUAUUCGUCUUGUGGAUCUCGACAUUGAUACCACUUAUUCCGGAUCAUGGACAUCUCGUUGUCUACACUCUGCCGCAGAUACUCAUGGUUCUGAUUUAUCCACUUGGCAAGAGAGUGUCGUAUUAUGCCCAAUUUUGGCUAGGAAUCACACUUGGAUGGGGCGUUUUUCUUGGUGCGGAAAUGGCAGGUUUCGAUGUUGUCACCCAUAUCACCAAGGCAUUCGGAGCGUUGCUUGAGGGGAAAUAUGUUCCUAUAAGGCGGCUAUCACCAUUGAAUGAACCUCGUGUGCAUUCUCUGGGUGCCUGCUAUGCCGGGUAUGUCGUUUGGUCCGUUAUUUACGACACAAUAUAUGCCUUCCAAGACGUCCGAGACGACAGAAAAGCUGGAUUGAAGAGCAUGGCUGUCCUCCUUGGAGCGAAAGCAAAACCCUUGCUAGCAGUCCUAUCGGCCUUUCAGGUGUUAAUCUUUGCGUACGUUGCCGUGCUUAUCCGGGCCGAACAACUUCCAGAUGCAUUUCACAAUGUGCUCGAACCCCGCGAUAUCCUUAAAAACAUGUGGAGCUAUUUCCUCUACGCUGUCCUAGGCAACUUUGUGGCUCUGGCUAGCAUAAUCGCGAAAGUUGACCUGGAGGACCCGAAGAGUUGUAAUUGGUGGUUUCAGCACGCAAACAUCUGGGUCGGUGUAAGCAUUGGGGCUGGAUUAGUAGCGCAGUAUAUUUUCAUGGCACUCUAA
Messenger RNA from Lindgomyces ingoldianus, 1101 nucleotides. RefSeq lists its product as uncharacterized. Lineage: Eukaryota; Fungi; Ascomycota; Dothideomycetes; Pleosporales; Lindgomycetaceae. Gene Ontology annotation, molecular function: 4-hydroxybenzoate polyprenyltransferase activity. Gene Ontology annotation, biological process: ubiquinone biosynthetic process. The transcript has a single exon. The coding region runs from base 1 to 1101 and encodes 366 amino acids. Gene Ontology annotation, cellular component: mitochondrial inner membrane. The record is from RefSeq and is a predicted model, not a curated record.